Molecule: messenger RNA, 2523 nt
Organism: Symbiodinium sp. CCMP2592
Lineage: Eukaryota; Dinophyceae; Suessiales; Symbiodiniaceae
Source: the annotation of a GenBank genome assembly
AUGUCUGCACUUAUGCGUCGCCAGGACCACCACGACGGUGGUGAUGCCGGAGGAGGCUGGAUUUCGAGCUCUCCUGAUGGGUCUCACCGCCGAGCAAAGGGCACUUAUCGGGCGAUUGUUGGUGGAGAUAGACGGCCCAAGAGAGCCCCGGUGCCCGUGACCGUGAAAGUCGAGCCGGGUGCUGAACAAGCCGACGCCUCUGAGAAGGCAAAGGACCCCGUCAAGGGCAAACUCAGCAACCUGGUAACACAAUGCAAGAAUGCAGUGAAGAAGUUGGAGGAUCACGACAGCGGCAAAGCAACUCUCAGCGAAGAGGAAGUCGGCAAGCUCAGAAGCAAGAAGAAAUUCUACGACGACUAUUGCCAAUUGCCUCGGAAUGCCACCGAGCAAAGGAUGCAAAUGCUCUCCUCCUGGGAGCAAGACAAGACAGGGAAGAUGUGGGCCGAGAAGAUCCAGUCCCUGGAGAACGACAAGGCGACCACCGCCAGCAAUGUGGGUGGGUUCUUGUCUCGUUGGGAGAUCGCCGACCAGGAGAACCUGAACCUUCAGAUCCCCGAGCAGAAGAAGCUUUGGGAGUCCAUCCUCGAGGAAAUCCCCUAUGAUGAGGACUGGAACCAAGAGGAUAAUCGUGAGCGAGCCCUUGCAAAAGCCGGGGAACGUCGCUACCACUACGGCAAAACCAAGAUGACAACGACAACGGACACAGUUCGUCACAAAGAGACGAUGCAGGCCGGGUACAACCUGAACGACAAGGAGAAGAAGCAGGCCCUGCAGGACAGCCCCAAUCAGCCUUCAAUCGAGGUCCGGGAUCCCCUUUUGGUUGCCUUGAGGCAAGAGCUGCAGACCAUGAACUCCGGGAAAAAGGCUGUCGAGAGAAACCUGAGCACGAUCAAGGAUCUCCAGGUUUUCGCGAACACUAAGGGCCUGAGCAAGAUGAAAGAUGCUGCCGCAGAUGCCCUCACACCACUCGACGAAUUCCUGGUCACCUUGAGGGAGGACUUUGCAAAGCUCGAUGCCCUGGACGUCGGGAGCGAGGAGUCGGUCCAGCAGGCCAAGGACAUUAACAUGCAGGCAGGUGUGCACGUGGAUGCUGCUGGAGUUGAAGACGAUGAACGAGUGAAGGCAGUACUAGGUCUUGCUUAUAAGGAGUGGGUGCCACUGUGGCUUCCCCAUGAGCUGCUGCAUGCACUGGAUUCCAAGGCUGCCGGCUUAAACACCAUGAGGGAUUUAAGCUGCAUGGAGCCGGGCGAGGUGGCUCUGCUCCGCCAGUGCUGUGAGAAGGCUGGUUUGGAAGAGGGCUCUGCAGUGGCCCUGGGGAUUUGGGGCGAUGGGGUUCCGAUCACUCGUGAUCGUACCCAGUCGGCGGAAGUCUUAUCCCUCAACAUUCUCAGCCACUCUCAGCGAGGUGCAUUGCGAUUUCCCUUAGCCUUGAUGCAAAAGCAUUUGAUGUUGAAGGAGUUCACAUGGGAUGCUGUCCUGUCGAUCAUGGCCUGGUCCUUCGCUUUUCUCGCAGCAGGCAUUUCGCCAUCGAGUCGCCACGAUGGGACGGCAUGGUUGCCUAGCGACAAAGCAAGGAGGGCACGAAGCGGAUUGCAACUACCCAGGGCAUUCCUGAUUCAAGUCCGAGGCGACUGGGCCUUCUACAAGCAGACGUUGUACAUGCCGGCCUGGAACAGGAAAGAUGGCUGCUGCUGGUUGUGCAACAUCAAGCCCUCCGAGCUGCAUAUGGUGGCUCCUAACUCUCCCUGGAUGCACAAUCGCAAGUCGCACUGGGAUGCCGUGUGCGAGAUGCCCAGGAAGAGCCCUCUGCUGGGUUCUCCUUUUUUUUCGCUGGCAAUGUGCCAGCUCGAUUGGCUCCACAUAGUGGACAUCGGGGUGGCCCUCGAGUUUCAAGGAAGCUUAUUUCACUACGUGUGCUUGAAGAAACUGCGAGGCAACCUGCAAGUGGCAUGCCGUGAGGUGUUUUUCAUGAUCAAGGAAUAUUAUUCCGCCAACAAUGUCGGAAGCCAGUUGGGCGAACUGAAGCCCACUAUGCUCAAGGGUAAAGGAAAACCAUACCCAAAGCUUCGGGCGAAAGCGGCGGAGAGCCGAGCAUUGGUGCCGUUCAGCGAGAUCCUGGCCCAGGCCGUGCUAGUCCCCGAAGAGCCCUUCGACAACAUGCUCAUGAAAGCUGCCAGCUCCUUCGCUCGCUGCUACGAUCAGCUUUCCAAGGACUCCUUUCAGCCGGCCACUUUGGCACAGGAGGCCUUCGAAUUCGCUUCGAGAUACGUGGAUCUCAACAAGGAGGCGGAGAGACUAGGCAUGAAGCUUUUCAAAAUUAAGCCUAAGUUGCACAUGUUUUUGGAAUUCUCUUACUGCUGCACCUGCUCUCCUUCAGCGAACUGGUGCUACAGGGAUGAGGAUUUUGCUGGCAAGGUUGCAAUGGCAGCUUUUCCGCGAGGCGGUGCCAACACCGUGCGAGCACUGGCAGAGUCUUACUUCUUACGCUGGAAAUCCAUGUAUGCAGUUCCAGAAUUGUGCUGA